Messenger RNA from Trichobilharzia szidati, 2355 nucleotides. The record is from the annotation of a GenBank genome assembly. NCBI's taxonomy places the organism in Eukaryota, Metazoa, Platyhelminthes, Trematoda, Strigeidida, Schistosomatidae.
ACGAAAUUGAACAACUAUUGUCGCGUAAACACCCUAAGAGCGGUCCGAUAGUUUAUGACGCUACGUUGCCUUUAAUACUCCCUUGUGGCACAUUGGUAAAUAAAGAAGUCACAUUCAGAGGUAUGAACCUAUAAAUCACCUCAAAGUCUCUUUAUUUGUUCGACAUAGUUUAAAUCCCGUCACGAUGGGGUUCCUACGUCUUACUACUAUUUCAAAUUUUGUCAAUGCAAGUGGGUCAGCUUUUAUGCAAGGACUACCUUAGGAGUGCGACCUAAUCUAGUCUCACGUCACUCAUUGUCCUGCAGCAAGAGGAGUCAAGAAAUGGUUCAUAUGGAACUUAUACGUAAAUUCCCACUGCUAAUGGCUCUACGUCGCAUAUCCACUUAUGAAAACAGACUUCACAGAACCACACCAUUGAUACCAGUUAUUUCACGUUGUGCUUCAGUGUUUUCCUCCUUCCGAUCAAAGUUCGGACAACAAUCAGAAAAAGAAAAGGAAAAGCCUGAUGAUCGUGAAUGGGUAGACGCAGUUCAAGAAAUUGAGAAAUCAGAGGUGUUAAAGUUAAAACGAUCUGAUGUCAGUAUGAGCAGAACAGAACUUCGGGAGUGGAAAAAACGAGCAUUUUUGCAUAUUUUGGAAGUGUUUAUCCAUCGGUCGGGACCCACUAGAAAAGGUUUCAGUGCAUUUAUUCAACAGGCGCUGGCUAAAAUGCCUGAAUAUGAAGUAGCUGAUGAUUUAGAGUGUUAUAAAGCUGUUAUCCGAAUAUUUCCCACUGGGCGUAUGACUGUCACACGUUAUCUUCAAGCUGAAUUCGGCCACUAUCCAAGACAACAGCAAAGAAUGAUUGAUGUACUAAAUCAAAUGACAGAUCAUCAUGUCCUUCCAGAUGAUGAAGUAGGCCAAAUGAUUAUCGACGUCUUUGGUUGGCGUAAUCAUGCUAUGCAACGUUAUCGUCGUAUUAUGUAUUGGAUGCCUAAAUUAUAUCACAGUAAUCCCUGGGCUGUACAAUUUCGGAUUAUCGAUGAUCUUGAUCAAAAUCCAAUCAAGCUGGGUUAUUUAAUUGCUGAAAGGAUUUGUCCCGAUCGUAUGACGGAAUUCACUGUUGUGCGGAUGCCUGCAGCGUCUUCGUCGUACUCAUCUACACCUACCACAGAAGAACCAGAUUCAAUUAUCAGUGCACAGAGUCCCGAGCAACGCGCACUACUAGCGUACUGCACUAAACAGAAAAGUAAUGAUUGUAAACCAACUAUUUAUUUAGAUGGGCCUCAUUAUGUGUGGUAUCGAAAUUUACAGGCCGCUUAUUAUACAUUAUGGACAGAGAUCAGUGCUGAUCGUUUGAAAAGAGAAGCCGAUGCCGUCAAAAUCAAUCAAGUGUCGAAGUUUAGCGCAACAGAGCCUUGGAAUCUUAAAUUUCUUAAAUAUUCAAAAAGCAAUCAUAAUAUAGUGUUGAAUGAUACAGACACAAAUGGCACCAGUCAGUCACUUCUACCUCACAUAAGUCUCUUACCGAUUGCGAAUCCAGUUGGCACUGAAGUACGUGUUUCUAAUAGUGAUGUCAGCACAAAGUAUAUAGCUAUGUCUGAGCCAGAAUAUGACAAUCGUUGGCUAACCAUUCGCCAGAGUCAUACGUAUAAAUAUUUACCCGGCAAUCUAUGUCAACAUGAACAAGGUGAAGGUACAAUUCUUGCUGUUGGUAUAGUUGUCCCAACGCCAGAUGCUUUAGAUAAUCAAAAGAAGUUAUACGAUUGGGAGGUUUCCAAUAAAAUUGAUCAUAUAGAGUCUAAAGAUUCCAUUAAUCGACAAAGGCAUCAUGAGAGAUCUGCUUUACCACCAGUUCCAAAACCCGCACCGUCUGCAUUAUUACGUCUUUGGCUAAAUGAAUUGCAUUCAAAGAAUCCUUGUUUCGAUGAAGCUACAUUAGUGAUACGAGUCCCAACGAUUAUUGACAAGCAAAGUAACUUUAAUGUGGAUGAUGAUAUCAGCAAUCACGAUGAUGUACAUUCUGUAGAUAAAGAAAAUGAUUCGAUGAUGCAUAAGUCCUAUAACUAAUUAAAUUAAUUCACUUUUAUUUGUAUUCAGAAAUUGUACAUAUUUUCUUAUAAAUUCUCAUUUUUUUUCCCCUCUGGAGUGUUUUUUAUACCAAAAUGCAAUGUAAUAUUCGCUUUCCGGACUUCAGUUGUCCAAAUUAGUAAGGUAUUUUCAAUGUAAAUGUCAAGCGAUAAGGUAGAUAGUAAUAAUUAUAAUCUUAUUAAUCAUAUGCUGAUUAAUUAUAGGUUUCAAAAUUAUAUUUAACAUCACAAAAACCCUUCAGCUAAGUAGUGAAACAUGUUUCUUGUCAUCAAUAGUUGAAAAGAA